This is a messenger RNA of Caenorhabditis briggsae, 1041 nucleotides long. RefSeq names its product Protein CBR-SRD-74 (gene Cbr-srd-74). Lineage: Eukaryota; Metazoa; Nematoda; Chromadorea; Rhabditida; Rhabditidae. The record is from RefSeq and is a predicted model, not a curated record. The transcript is spliced from 6 exons. The coding region runs from base 1 to 1041 and encodes 346 amino acids.
AUGUUUCAGAACUUUUCUUUUGACUUGAUGUAUGCAAAACGAGCAUUCGACGACAGAAAAGUUCUGAAACGUCGGAUUCUGAAACGUCGGGUUCUGAACUGUCGGGUUCUGAAACGUCGUGGUUCCGAAACGUCGGGUUCUGAAACGUCCAGGAGCCGAGACCUUCUAUUAGAGGACAUACGGUAUUUUGUUUUCAGGCUUCUCCUUUUGAAUACCAGUAUUAGUGAAACUUUUCUCAUCAUCUUCUCCUUCUUACUGCAGAUGAGAAUAAUAAGCGCUGGUGAAUCAGUGGCUCUCCUACCAUACGGACCGCUUCGUAGUGCUUCUCUAGAAGUUUCUUUCAUAUCCUAUAACAUUUACAACCUAUUUCUUUGCACUACAAACUUAUCAAUUCUACUGGCAAUGUACUUUAGAUACUCUUUGAUUUGUCAUGGAAAAGCUGAAGGCAUGCCAGUGAUGAGGAACUUUGGAUUGACCUGGAUUUUAUCUGUUGGGAUGUUGGUUGUUAUUAUAAUACCACCUUACGAUUUUUCUACCGUAGUCCUUAACACGGAAAAAUCAUAUCCUGAAUACAAGCUUCUUGAAACAUAUGGAGAAUUCGGUGGAUUCAAAUCGACAACUAGACUCGUUUAUGUUGUAAAUACUACAAUUCUAAUGGGAAUCCCAUAUCUAAUUCCUGUAUUUAUUCUAGUAUUUAGGCAUAAAAUAUUCAAACAGAUCAAUGAAGUUCAGACUCAUUUAAGUGAUCGGACCAAGAAGGCUUCUUUGGAUUUGGUUAGGGCUCUCACAAUGCAAGCAAUGUUUCCAAUGAUUUGCUUGAUUCCCAAUGUUGCAUAUUUUGUUUUAUCACAGAGCAUUCACAAUCCCUUCAUAAUUGCCGAAUUUAUUCCAUUUCCGACCUGUAUUAUUCCGUGCCUCAUUGAUCCGAUUCUUACCAUUUACUACGUGGCACCGUAUCGAAGUUUUGUAACGAGACGACGACGAAGUGUAGCUGCCGCACUCACCGUCUCAGUUGCUCCAUCUUCCACAAGAACUAUUUGA